This is a messenger RNA of Spizellomyces punctatus DAOM BR117, 492 nucleotides long. RefSeq lists its product as uncharacterized. The transcript has 6 exons. Gene Ontology annotation, biological process: protein complex oligomerization; protein folding; response to hydrogen peroxide. Bases 1 to 492 code for a protein of 163 amino acids. The record is from RefSeq and is a predicted model, not a curated record. Lineage: Eukaryota; Fungi; Chytridiomycota; Chytridiomycetes; Spizellomycetales; Spizellomycetaceae.
AUGGCUCUUGCAAGCACCUCUACCUGGGACCCGUUUUUUGACUGGAAUGUGAACGCCUUUCCUACCGACCUCGGCGUCACUGGUGGCUGGCCUGGUGGUGGCGAUGUGUCCCACCGAAUUCCCAGACAUGUUGCUUCAAGAGUAUUGUAUACAAAUGACGGUGACGUUAUUUGGCGUCCAGCUGCUGAUGUUUUUGAGACCGACGACGCAAUCGUCGUUCACGUCGAUUUGCCUGGGGUUCCCAAGGAUGAAAUCAACAUUGAAGUUAGCGGUAACCAGCUGAUCAUUCAUGGCGAACACAAGGGUGUUAAGGGCUUUGAAAGCGCAACGUCCCGUGUCCGCGAGCGCAACAUUGGCCGCUUUCGUAAGAUCAUCAACUUGCCCGCUGGCGUGGACACUGACAAAAUCCAAGCCAAGUAUGAAAAUGGUUUAUUAGAGGUCAAAAUCCCCAAAUCACAGGAAAUGAAGGGUAAACAGAUUGCAAUCCAGUAG